Messenger RNA from Onychomys torridus (southern grasshopper mouse), 2156 nucleotides. It is a transcript of the gene Pigq, whose product is annotated as phosphatidylinositol glycan anchor biosynthesis class Q. Bases 161 to 1906 code for a protein of 581 amino acids. Lineage: Eukaryota; Metazoa; Chordata; Mammalia; Rodentia; Cricetidae. Gene Ontology annotation, biological process: GPI anchor biosynthetic process. The transcript has 11 exons. The record is from RefSeq and is a predicted model, not a curated record. Gene Ontology annotation, cellular component: membrane; endoplasmic reticulum.
GUCGCGCGGCAACGCGCGGAGCCGGCGGAAAUGGGGCUGAUGUCCCGCGGCGGGCCUGGGGGCCGCGAGCACCGACGUCCUCCCGGGCCCCGCGGUGCCCAACCCAGUCCCUUCCCUACCGCUCGGGGACGCGGCCAAGGGAAGCAGCCGGGUCCCCGGCAUGGUGCUCAAGGCCUUCUUCCCCACAUGCUGUGCCUCAGCAGACAGUGGCCUGCUAGUGGGCCGGUGGGUCCCGGAGCAGAGUAGUGCUGUGAUCCUGGCUGUGGUCCACUUCCCCUUCAUCCCCAUCCAAGUCAAGGAGCUCCUGGCCCAGGUGCAGAAGGCCAGCCAAGUACAAGUGACUGUGCUAGGCACCUGGUGCCACCGUCAGCAGGGACCUGAGGAGAGCCUGGGGCACUUCCUAGAGGGCCUGGGUGCCAUCUUCUCCCAUGAUCCCUGGUUGCAGCUAUGCCGGGAAAGGGGUACCAGGUUCUGGAGCUGCAAGGCCACUUACCAUCAGAUGUCUAACACUCUGAGCACACCCACUGAAGACCAGGUCAUGCUCAUCUUCUAUGAUCAGCGCAAGUUGCUGCUCUCCUGGCUGCAUCCCCCAGCAGUACUGCCUGGCUGCCAGGGUGGAGAGACCACAACCAGCACUGGAGGCCUAGCUGACAUCUUUGACACUGUGGCACGCAGUGAGGUGCUCUUCCGAAAUGACCAGUUUGAUGAGGUCCCGGUACGCCUAAGCCACUGGCAGUCAGAGGGCGUGGAGGCCAGCAUCCUUGUGGAGUUGGCAAAGCGGGCCUCGGGGCCUGUUUGCUUGCUGCUGACCUCUCUGCUGUCUCUGCUCUCAGCUGCUAGUGCUUGCCGGCUGUGGAAGCUGUGGCCACUUCCUUUCAUCAGAAGCAAGCUCUCCACUUGUGAGCAGCUCCAGCACCGCCUCAGACACCUCUCGCUUAUCUUUAGCACCGAGAAAGCCCAGAGUCCCAUGCAGCUCAUGAGGAAGGCCAACAUGCUGGUGUCUGUGCUACUGGAUGUGGCCCUUGGCCUGCUGCUUCUGUCCUGGCUCCACAGCAACAACCGGAUUGGACAGCUGGCCAAUGCCCUGGUCCCCGUGGCUGAUCACGUGGCUGAGGAGCUCCAACAUCUGCUGCAGUGGUUGAUGGGUGCUCCUGCUGGGCUCAAGAUGAAUCGGGCACUGGAUCAGGUGCUAGGCCGCUUUUUCCUGUACCACAUCCAUCUGUGGAUCAGCUAUAUCCACCUUCUGUCCCCCUUUAUUGAGCACAUCUUGUGGCAUGUGGGCCUCUCAGCCUGCCUAGGACUGACUGUUGCCCUGUCCAUCCUUUCGGACAUCAUUGCCCUCCUUACCUUCCACAUCUACUGCUUCUAUGUCUACGGUGCCAGGCUGUACUGCCUGAAGAUCUAUGGCCUCUCCUCUCUGUGGCGUCUGUUCCGGGGGAAGAAGUGGAAUGUUCUGCGCCAGCGGGUGGAUUCCUGUUCCUAUGACCUUGACCAGCUGUUCAUCGGGACCUUGCUCUUCACCAUCCUGGUCUUCUUGCUGCCUACCACUGCUCUCUACUACCUUGUAUUCACCCUGCUCCGGCUCCUGGUGAUCACUGUGCAAGGCCUAAUUCAUCUACUUGUGGAUCUCAUCAACUCCCUACCUCUAUACUCCCUUGGCCUUCGACUCUGCCGACCAUACCGGCUGGCCGCUGGUGUGAAGUUCAGAGUUCUGGAACAGGAAGCAGGCAGGCCCCUCCGCCUCCUGAUGCAGAUAAAUCCCCUGCCCUAUAGCUAUGUGGUGCACACCUACCGCCUGCCUAGCUGUGGCUGCCAUCCCAAGCACUCCUGGGGUUCCCUGUGCCGAAAGCUGUUCUUCGGAGAGCUCAUCUACCCCUGGCGGCAGAGAGAGGACAAACGGGACUGAGGAGCUGGACACAGCCUACCCAUAGCUACUACACAGCCAUCACACUUCCUCUCUGCCGGGAUAGCAGUGACCAUGGGUUUAUCUCAGGUCCCACGUGGGCAAACCAGACACUCUGUGUGCUGAAUGCAGGCAGGUCUUACCUUUGAGUUACUACUCUGGCUUUCAGGCCUGGUCAGCUUCAGUCCUGCACUCCAUCUCUCUAGCACAGUGGUUCUCAACCUUCCUAAUGCUGUGACCCUUUAAUACAGUU